Molecule: messenger RNA, 1969 nt
Organism: Castor canadensis (American beaver)
Lineage: Eukaryota; Metazoa; Chordata; Mammalia; Rodentia; Castoridae
Source: RefSeq, a predicted model, not a curated record
GGCACUUUCUUUUGCAAGCGGGAAGCCCUGAGUUCAAACUUCAGUCCCAUGAAAAAAAGAAAACCCAAAAAGUCUUUGGCAUACAGGACCAACUUCGUGGAUCUAAGACCUACCGCAGUGGGGCAGGAUGGACUCCAGGACCAUCAGCUUGAAUUAAUACUUGAUUAAAUAUUCUGCUAAGCUGUGUUUGGUGGUGCACGCCUGUGAUCCCAGCACUCUAGAGGCUGAGGCAGGAGGACUGAGAAUCCGAGGCCAGCCUGGACUACAUAGCAAGACCCUAUGUAAAGAAAGUUCUACUAUUGCUGUCUUAAGAAUUUCGACUGUGAGGGAGCAGGCAUGCUGCCACCAUAUCUGUCCACCUGCCUGAACCAUGUUCACAACCUAUGCCUGGAAUAUAAGCCGUCGAGAAAGCCAAGCCGCCGGGCGGCUACUGAGCUGCUGACUGCGCUGGCCGGCCGUGCUCCAGGGCUGCGAGGCCUGCGCCUAGAAUGCAGCGGAGAGAAACCGCUCUUCGAUGCGGGCCACGACAUCUUGGACGCUGUGCAUGCCAUCUGCCGGGCUGCCCGUCAGCUGCGACACCUCGACCUGCGCCAUUUGCCCUUCACACUGAACGACGAGCUGGUGCUACAGGCUGCACGUGGCUGUCCGGAGCUCCGCAGCCUUUUUCUGGACAACCAUACACUGGUGGACAGCGUGGGACCUGGCUCUGUACUCAAGCUAUUGGAGGCCUGCCCGCACCUGCGUGCCCUUGGCCUGCACCUGGCCAGUUUGUCGCGCACUGUCCUGGAAGCACUAGCUGCCCCAGAUCGCGAGCCUUUUGCACUCCUAGCCCUGCGGUGCGCCUGCGCUGAAGAUGCUCGUGUGUCCCCCCUUCCGAACGAAGCCUGGGCGGCGCUGAGCCAUCGCCACCCUGAGCUGGCGGUGGAGUUGGACCUGGAGCCUGCGCUCUCUGCUGAGAGCGUGAACGGCAUCCUGCAGCCAGCAAUGCCUGUAGCUGCGCUGCGUCUCAACCUCUCCGGUGAUGCUGUAGGCCCUGUGCGCUUCGCUGCGCGCAACUACGCUGCAACCCUGCGCGUGCUCGAGGUGCGCGCCUCCGCCUCAGCGGAAUUGAACGCUGCGCUGGAGGAGCUGGCAGCACGCUGCGCGGGCCUCCACGAAAUACACUGCUUCUGCGUGGUGAGACCCUCGGUGCUGGAAGCCUUCCAUGCACACUGCCCGCGCUUGCGCAGCUACACGCUCAAAUUAAAGCGCGAGCCACAUCCCUGGCUGCCCACGCUCGUGCGGUGAUUGGAUGAAGUCUCCGCUCCGGACCCCUCUGAAAUGCGGGAGGGAGUUGCCCAGACACGCCCCAACUGCUACCACCUUUCCUUUGGAUUCCGUUACCUCCUGGAGGUUGGGCCUGUAGGAUAAAGUCCGGGCGUCAGGUGUCCACUUGGUCCUCUCGACCUCUACAGACGCCGACUCUACCCCGACCGAUCAUACUGGGCCCCACCCCUCGGCGCAUUCUGCGCCAAUUCCCCGACCAAAUGUUGGGGGGAGGGCGGGCCAGGCUCGGGCCGGCCUCAGGAGUGAGUGUGAAAUAAAUAAAUCCUGCAGUAUCUCUGUGUCCUGUGAUUGCCGGUCAAUUCUGAAGGGGGAGGGCAGUGGCUAGAAGACCAUCCCGGCAGUGGUGAAAGGAACUGAGACCUCAAAGAUCUGUUGUAUUGAUGGGGCUGUGGGAGUCUGGGCGGGGCACUCCGCACGCCUGGAAUAACAACGUCCCAGCGUUCGGGGAGUGAGGGCGAGCUUCCCACACCACCCUUUCUAUCUGCCUGCUUCACAAUGCCCACGGUCACCACCUCUAGGACUUUCCCAACUCACAGCAGCCUGCGCAUGGGCUAUUUCUGCCAAAGAACAUAGUAGAGGGAAUGAGAAGAUUAGUACUGGAACCCAGGUCUCCCUCCGCACCCUAGCCUUUCACAUCCAUCAG